This is a messenger RNA of Nerophis lumbriciformis (worm pipefish), 2463 nucleotides long. NCBI's taxonomy places the organism in Eukaryota, Metazoa, Chordata, Actinopteri, Syngnathiformes, Syngnathidae. The record is from RefSeq and is a predicted model, not a curated record.
AUGGCGGCCGCGUGGGUGUCAGUGCUCUUCAUGCUGGCGGCCGCGAACGCCGCGGAAAACGACAAUGACAGGCGACCAUGUGCGAGCAUCCACGUUACCAGUUCAGUGGUGACCAUGGGUUCGCCCGUCAACGCCACCUGCAUCAUCGACACCAACUGCUUCGGCAUGGCCACUAUAAGCGGCAGCAUCGAAUGGCAGCUCGGUGACCAGGUCCUUCCCGGCAUUGUUUCACCAUCCAACGGGAGCAUCACAGCCUCUCAACUGGAAAUCCUCUCUUUCAACUACACGAGGGCCACCCUCACCUGCAGUAUCCGGGGCUCGCCCAGCCUGAUCGUCGCAGGGGUGCAAAUUCAGGCCGGAUAUCCACCCUCAGUACCACAGAAUUUGAGCUGUCAGACCAAUCUCUCCUUGCCUGAAAUCCUGACUUGUAAGUGGGAAGUAAACCAACCGGACACUGGCUUACCCACCAACUACACCCUCCACACACGGUUUUGGGAUUUGAAGUGGAACCACACUUACAAGAUACCGCCAGGGGCCCGCAGCUUCACCAUCCCUCGAAGCGGCUUUGUCUUCUUCACCGAUAUGGAAAUCUACGUGAAGGCAGUCAAUGAGCUCGGAGAGACAAACUCGGCGAGCCUCAUUCUGGAACCUGUCAGCUCAGCUAAAUUUGACCGGCCAGAGAUUGCAGAGCUACAAGCGUGGGGUUUUGGAUGCCUCAGGGUACAUUGGAAGUUUUACAAGGACCAGAACUGGAUCACUGAAUAUGUCAGUCUUGAGGUCCGACUCAAGACGGGGGAGAACAGCAUGUGGAACCAGCGACCAACCCUAAACCAGGUGCUGCCCAAAAGGCCUGUGUACCAGCACGGUCUUCUGCACGGGACACAGUACGUCGCCCAGAUCCGAGUUCGAUACCAGCAAAGCCCCUGGAGUGAAUGGAGCAAGAGCCAGUCAGCAGUCACCCAGGAAACCGCUCCUUCUGGAAGCCUCAACACAUGGAUGAGGGUUAUAGGGGAUCACACGAGCAAACAACUCAAUAUGCUCUUAUUUUGGAAGCCAUCGAAACGUUUCCGAGCUAAUAGCCGGAACGUAUCUUUCGUGGUCUCCUGGUUAAAAGAGUCGAGUUGGAAAGGCAAGCUGUGCGCUACGGCCUGGAAUCACUGCACCUUCCAGAUUCCAAGGAAUGCCAGGAAAGUGUAUCUCACAGCUCGGAAUCCUGCUGGGGAAUCUAACCCGACGUCUGUACGGAUCUACCAUCCGAAAGCUGGCAAAACCAUUUCAGAUAUUAGCGCUAGCACUGCUGAUGACCAGUCCGUGCUUGUCCUGUGGAAAAACAUGGUAUCAUCCACUCUGGUUGAUUAUGUAGUGGAAUGGAGACCUCUGUUGAACAGCGAUCUGUCUCUUGUUCAGUUUGAGACAGUGGGACGGAAUCUAUCGAGGCUUGCCAUAACAGGCAGCUUUGAGCCAUACAAGCCCUAUGGGAUCUCGGUGUAUCCCAGAUUUAAGGACGGAAUCGGCCCACCUCUCACUGUUAAUGCCUACUCACUGCAAAAGGCUCCAUCUGAGGUUCCCAAGAUAAGAAUAAAAAAGAACUGGUUGUACCAUGUUGAACUCACCUGGGAUGAAAUACCACUUGACCAGCAGAAUGGGAUUAUUAAAAGUUACAAACUGUAUUAUUGGGAUGAGACUGAGAAAGUGCACGCGGUGACAGGAGACCUACAAGAGCGCAAAGUGGUCCUGACGGGCCUUAGCUCCUCGUCUGUUUAUAGCGCUAUUUUGAUGGUUAGCACACAUGGCGGAAGCCGGAACGGGUCCACAGUUCAUUUUGACAUCAAAGAAAUGGAUCCUGUUGUUUCAGUGGUCAUGGCAGUGGGCAUUUUAACAGUUUUGUGUGUGGUGAUCAUUUUUGGGGUGAAGAUCUGUUACUCCAAAAAUAAUAAGCUUAAGAUGCAUUUUUGGCCCGACAUUCCUGAUCCUGCGAACAGCAGCAUUAAAAGCUGGACUUCCAAAUCCACACAGGAUAUACGAGCUUCACUGGACUUUGAGGAACCCAGUCCGAUCUACCUGUCCCACCUGAGCUUCCUGGAAAUCCCCAAGAAGCCCAACAAGGAAGAAGAAGUCACUGCUUGGUUGAACAACACGGAGGACACCAGCGACCUGGGAGAGUCCAUCUGCGGCUCGCCUUUAAUCCACGACUUUUCAUCAUCCAAUAGCGAUUCGGUGCCCUAUGCCACCGUCAUCUUCCCCUCUCAGCACCCUCACCAGUACUUGCGCUCCGAGUCCACGCAGCCCCUCCUGGAGUCAGAGGAGAUGCCGAGUCCAAAGUGUUACCAGAAUGUGGACGCGUCUGAAGGCUCAGAGUGCUUUUUUGGAUCGUGCGGGCCUGAAGAGGAAGCUAGCGUGGCUGCCAUUCAGUGGGAAGACUUUCCUUUUCUCAGCGCAUUAGCUAUGAAUGACUCUGAGUGA